AUGCUAAGGCAUUCUCGCAGUUACUAUAGGAUAGGUGACCGAAGAAAAAAAAAUUCGAUUUAUUGUUGCACUGGUGGAAUGAAUUAUUCCAAUCUUGGCGGGCGGUCUUCUCGAACGUUUACUCGAACGCCCAGUGGGAUGACUUUCACGGAGGACAUCAAGGCGAUAUUUUCCGUCUUAAUUAUCUGUCUGGACCUGAAGGAUGAGAGUAAACCGUCACGUAGGUGGUACAUGCCGCUUCAAAAAACGUCCUAUCCUUACUCUUUUUCUUUCGAAGAAGGUGUUGAUAGGAUGCAGGACCUGAAACUCACGGUGGAUAUGACGACUACUUCGGUAGAUAUUUCGUUUAAAAUUCAGCCUGAAGUAGCGUGUCAGCUGAUAGAGACCUUCAUGGAAGCUAAAUUACUGCAUACGCCUGCUGAUCGAACGCGCAAUGCACCCAAACCAAAAUGCAUACUGCAACCUACCCCCAAAGGGGUGAGCAUACUUCAGAAGUACGUGAGGGAUAUCGGAUUGAAGAAUCUACCAUCGAUACUGUUUUCGGAUUGCAAUUCGAUGGAGCUUUUCACCUUCGAAAGAAGCUCUGUAACCGAUUCCAUCAUUUACAGCGACCCACUGGUGUAUAUAUUGCUCAAUAAGAUGAUGGGACCUUCUCCCAAUGUUUGGUCCCCGACAAAUUCAUAUGAGAGGAUUCCGUCACUAUCGAAGCUGCUGGAGUAUAACACUGACAUCUUCAGUUUUGAGAAUGUUUCAUAUCGUGGAUGCGAGGGGCUGAGUUCGCAGAAACGAGAACAAAGCCCGUCGUGGCUUGAUCAAGUACCAGAAGAGAGGUUGCAUGAUGAGAAUCGAGUUUCGCCGCUUGCGCAUAAGUUCUUCACAAAUCCCGAUUCGGAUUCGCAUGUCCAGUACUACUCCAUAGACGCAGGCCUGCGGAUUUGCAAAUCGAAAGUUUUCGGUAAUCCCAAAGUGGUUUUCGAUUACUGUUUUACGACCAAAGCGAUUUGGCAGUGGAUCAUGGACUGCACAGAUAUAAUGCAUCCUAAGGAUGCAGUCUCAGCAGCCGCGCUUUUCCUCAAGGCCGGACUUAUUGUUCCAAUAUCAUUACCUCCAUCGGAUAACCCCUGUCGAAAAUUCUGCAUCAGCAGGACGUCCUAUUAUACCCUUACAAGACGAGCAUGGGAUAUAGUUCAAUGGAAUACUGCGAAGGGUAUACGUGCGUCCAUUUCCAAAAUCUCCAAUGGUGAAUCAGAUUUGCAGGACGAGCAGACCAGCGCCUCUUCUUUGACUAUCUGUGCUGAUGACAGCAAAGGUAUGAAAAGGCCAGCCAGUUCAAUCCUGGACUCUGACGGAAGAGCAUGUACACCGGGAUACCAAGUUAAAGGCAUCGAUGACAUUCUACGUGAUCCUGGCAUGAAAUAUCUAUUUAGGCAGCACUUGGAAAACGAGUUUUGCUCAGAGAAUCUCGAAGCAUUUAUUGAUAUAAAGAAAUUCCUAAGGAAAAUGGGACUUUUGAAGAAGCUAAUCCAAUCAAAAAAAGCUACCGAUCUCAAGAGCAAAAAGGCGAGGGCCAGAUGCUCAGGAAGCAAUAUUCGAGCAGCCAUAGACUCCGCUUUAGCAAGACAAGCUAACGAAUGUCUUGAAUUGGGCUAUCACAUUUAUUCUUCCUACAUUGUGAUCAACUCACCUUACCAACUUAAUAUCGAUCAUGGUUUGCGCGAAGCUAUUAACGCCGUCAUGCUUCAUUCAGAGCCCGCCUCUACAAGCGAUCUUGGCUUUCAUUUAGAGACUAGCAAAGAUAACGAGAAGCUAUCAAUUGAAUACCAAAUGAAUGCAUUAUUACCGAGUGUUGAAUCCAUCCCAGAUCAAAAAUCGUCACUCACUCAAUGUGUGGAAGGCCAUGGAUGCGCUUCUAAUGAUUCAAGCUCAGGUAAAGGAGAAGGUAACAAGAAAAUAUCGAACGUGGCGGGAUCCUUCACAGAAGACAAGAAGCUUUCCAAGACUUUCAACGUGCUUAAAGAGCUUUACCCUCUGUUGGAGACAGUCAAUCGAGAUCUGUACCAUUUGAUGCGGAAGGAUUCGCUUCAGAAAUUUAAGGCGUCCAGUUUAUACCAAGAAGCUGUUUCUUUCAUGGAAAUCACUUAG
This is a messenger RNA of Torulaspora globosa, 2142 nucleotides long. It is a transcript of the gene SST2, whose product is annotated as GTPase-activating protein SST2. The transcript has a single exon. The coding region runs from base 1 to 2142 and encodes 713 amino acids. The record is from RefSeq and is a predicted model, not a curated record. Lineage: Eukaryota; Fungi; Ascomycota; Saccharomycetes; Saccharomycetales; Saccharomycetaceae. Gene Ontology annotation, biological process: intracellular signal transduction.